Molecule: messenger RNA, 2177 nt
Organism: Mastomys coucha (southern multimammate mouse)
Lineage: Eukaryota; Metazoa; Chordata; Mammalia; Rodentia; Muridae
Gene: Vim
Product: vimentin
Exons: 9
Coding region: 464-1864 (466 amino acids)
Biological process (GO): intermediate filament organization
Cellular component (GO): intermediate filament; plasma membrane; cytoplasm
Molecular function (GO): structural constituent of cytoskeleton
Source: RefSeq, a predicted model, not a curated record
CCCCUUUGGCCCAGUGCCAGGGACCGCUUUCCUCAACUUUCCAGAGCCCCCUUUCCCUUAUGAAUCCUUCCCGUGACCUCUUCUUUCUCAGCACCCAAGUGUGAUCAGAGAGUUUGGGUGAUCAUCCGGAAAGCCCCUGAAAGUCCUAGACCUUUCAAGCAGUUACGGGACUGUGCUUGCGGAGAGGAAGGCUCAAGGGGAGCCCCCUCCCCCCUCCUUCCUCACUGCUUUCCGGGUCCCCAUUGGCUGGUUCACUCGGCGGCUAGGAUGACAGUGGGAGGGGACCCUCUUUCCUAACAGUGUUAUAAAAGCAGCUCCCUUGGCGGGGUCCAGUCCUCUGCCACUCUUGCUCCGGGACCCCAGAGACCCCAGCGCUCCUACGGUUCACAGCCACUGCGCCCUCACUCUCUUCUUGCAGCUCUUGCAGCCUCAGCAAGCCAGCCCACCUUCGUCCUUCGAAGCCAUGUCCACCAGGUCCGUGUCCUCGUCCUCAUAUCGCAGGAUGUUCGGUGGCUCCGGCUCAUCGAGCCGGCCGAGUUCCAACCGGAGCUAUGUGACCACAUCCACCCGCACCUACAGCCUGGGCAGCGCUCUGCGCCCCAGCACUAGCCGCAGCCUCUAUUCCUCGUCCCCCGGUGGCGCCUAUGUGACCCGAUCCUCCGCCGUGCGCCUGCGGAGCAGCGUGCCGGGCGUGCGGCUGCUGCAGGACUCGGUAGACUUCUCCCUGGCCGACGCCAUCAACACUGAGUUCAAGAACACUCGCACCAACGAGAAGGUGGAACUGCAGGAGCUGAAUGACCGCUUUGCCAACUACAUCGACAAGGUGCGCUUCCUCGAGCAGCAGAACAAAAUCCUGCUGGCCGAGCUCGAGCAGCUUAAGGGCCAGGGCAAGUCGCGCCUGGGCGACCUCUACGAGGAGGAGAUGCGGGAGCUACGCCGGCAGGUGGAUCAGCUCACCAACGACAAGGCCCGUGUCGAGGUGGAGCGGGACAACCUGGCGGAGGACAUCAUGCGGCUGCGAGAGAAAUUGCAGGAGGAGAUGCUCCAGAGAGAGGAAGCUGAGAGCACCCUGCAGUCAUUCAGACAGGAUGUUGACAAUGCUUCUCUGGCACGUCUUGAUCUUGAACGGAAAGUGGAAUCCUUGCAGGAAGAAAUUGCCUUUUUGAAGAAACUGCACGAUGAAGAGAUCCAGGAGCUGCAAGCCCAGAUUCAGGAGCAGCAUGUCCAGAUCGAUGUGGAUGUCUCCAAGCCUGACCUCACGGCUGCCCUGCGUGAUGUCCGCCAGCAGUAUGAAAGCGUGGCUGCCAAGAACCUCCAGGAGGCCGAGGAAUGGUACAAGUCCAAGUUUGCUGACCUCUCUGAGGCUGCCAACCGGAACAACGAUGCCCUGCGCCAGGCAAAGCAGGAGUCCAAUGAAUACCGGCGACAGGUGCAGUCCCUCACCUGCGAAGUGGAUGCCCUUAAAGGCACUAAUGAGUCCCUGGAGCGCCAGAUGCGUGAGAUGGAAGAGAAUUUUGCCCUUGAAGCUGCUAACUACCAGGACACUAUCGGCCGCCUGCAGGAUGAGAUCCAGAACAUGAAGGAAGAGAUGGCUCGUCACCUUCGUGAAUACCAAGACCUGCUCAAUGUUAAGAUGGCCCUUGACAUUGAGAUCGCCACCUACAGGAAGCUGCUGGAAGGCGAGGAGAGCAGGAUUUCUCUGCCUCUUCCAAAUUUUUCUUCCCUGAACCUGAGAGAAACUAAUCUGGAGUCACUUCCUCUGGUUGACACCCACUCAAAAAGAACACUCCUGAUUAAGACGGUUGAAACCAGAGAUGGACAGGUGAUCAAUGAGACUUCUCAGCAUCAUGAUGACCUUGAAUAAAAAUUGCACACACUUGGUGCAACAGCGCAGUACCAGCAAGAAGAAGGAAAAAAAAUCGUAUCUUAGGCAAACAGCUUUCAAGUGCCUUUACUGCAGUUUUUCAGGAGCGCAAGAUAGAUUUGGGAUAGACACAAGCUCAGCACUUAACAACUGACACCCCUAAAAGACGUAGAAAAGGUUUACAAAAUAAUCUAGUUUACGAAGAAAUCUUGUGCUAGAAUACUUUUUAAAGUAUUUUUGAAUACCAUUAAAACUGCUUUUUUUUCCAAUACCUGACCAACUUGUUACUGCUUCAAUAAAUCUUCAAAAAUAC